UUUUUUUUUCUUUAUUAGAAGCGGUUUAUAAGCUGUGAAAUAUAAGCAGCGCCCUCUGCUGCUUCGGAGUAAACCUCGUAGAUUCCCACGAAUGGUUUUCGAUUACAAAAGUUUACAUCCCUUUCCUAUAACCCAGGGGUUCCCACACUUUUCCAGGGCAAGGCCCCCCAAAUGGCAUUAACAUUUGACGGAGACCCCCUUUUGGAAGAGGUCUUUAAAACACAUUAAAAUACAGACUUCUGAAUAUAUCCCCCUUUUUUAUUAUUAUUAAUAAUUACAUCUUACAUCUUUACAUUACAUUACAUUAGGAAUUGAUUGUGUGUGUGUGUGUGUGUGUGUGUGUGUGUGUGUGUGUGUGUGUGUGUGUGUGUGUGUGUGUGUGUGUGUAGGUGUGUGUGGUUGUCUGAGGGUGAGAAAUAAAAAAAUCAUGUAUUUAUUUAUUUUUCACACCAAAUUGUUGAGGUCCCCCGGGUGCCUCCUGGCGGCCCCCACUUUGAAAACCGCUGAUAUAGCCUACCUAUUAUACCCAUUAUACCCAUACAUGACAUCCCAUGACAUCAUUUAUCAACAUUGCAUAAUAAAGGUUCUAAAUUGUUGCUUACGCAUAAAAUGUUGAUGCCUCAUACACACAGUAACUAAGAUUCACCCAAUGUGAUUAUGCAAGUCUAACACACAAAUCUGAAUAAUGAAGUUGAAAGCAGUCCCUCCAGGAUUUUGCGAUCACAGAAAUUUACCCAGAAUCAAGCAAACUCGGCAAUAUUCUGAGGAGCUUGCGUUUUUUCAAAAUUUCUGCAGAUUUUGGCCAAGACGCGUCAUGAGAUGGCAUCACGACUCACAUGCGCCGAGCAUGAGUACAACUAAAAGGCUUUUUAGUUUUGCCAAAUUCAAGAAGUUUUCGACGACAAAAAAAAAAAACACACACACACACAAAAUACUCUUCAAUACUCUUCAUAAUUGCAUCACAAAUUUAGAAAAAAUCCGCAGCAAAAUCAAGCAUAUUUGGCGGUAACGAUCACAAAGAAAAACUCAGCGAAAUCCUGUAUGGGCUGUUAAAGGAAAACUCAAUCCUAAAACACAUUAAAUAUGUUUAUAAUGACAUAUUUGUGAUGCAUUUUGAAUUUUGGUUUUCAUUUAUUGGUUGCUGCUGUAUUUUCAAUAUUCCUGUGAAAAGUUUAGGCUCACCGUGGCUCCAGAGCCUAUCCUGGGCACACUGGGUGUAUUCUGGGAACAAAUCCUGAAUGGGAUGCCAAGGCACCAUCCACACGCACAUCCACAUACACAUUCACACAGUCAGCCAAUUUAGUGCCUGUAUCUUUUGAGAGGUGUGAGGGAAAAAGACAACCCGGACGAAACUUACACAAACUUACAAGGGAAAAACAUAGACAGAAACAUGACACACACACACAGUAACCAGUGCCCAGGAUCGAACUGGAGACCCUGGAGCUGUUCUUGCAUUGUUCUUAAGCUCCCCUGAGAAAAAAAAGGGGGAAAAAAACCUGUAAAACUUUGUAAAGUUCUGUUCAGCCACAAAGAAAAGUCUUUCCAACCAGUACUCUAAAAUAGACAUUGUGUGUGUGUGAUCACCCUUUGCACCACAUUACUACACACACAGCACAAAGAACUGAAAUAUGACACAUUACAGCUGUGCUUCUCUUACAUGCUUGAAUGAGCCUAAAUUCCACCCAGCUCUUUAAAAAGUGUGCAGAAAUUAUCGAGACGUCUUCUGACUCACUUCAAUGUGCAUGUCAGCACCAAUUAGCAUGCCAAUUAAUUACAGUGGGACAUGGGUCACUGUGAAAAUGAAACCCUCAAAUGUUACAUGCUUAAAUUCUUUCAAUACAGUCUUUCAAAUAUACUAGGCUGUACAAUUUAUGGAGGUUGUAUGUUAUUAUUUGAAUAGGUCCUUAUUUAUUAGGAGAAUUUAAAAGGAUCAAUAUUAUAAAUUAUAAUUAUUUAAUUUUGGAUAAUAAGUGCAACACAUGGCCACCUAUUCAUACUGGUCCAUGGCUGGCCUUUCGUCCUCUACUAUUGAUUCUACCCACUGUGAAGGAUUUGGAAACUAGACCACAGUGUGCUGCUUGUGGCUCCUCAAAAGCUGGCAAGACCUUGGUUUCCUCUACUGCUUUAUCUAGUUGGUUGGAAUACUCUGAGCAGAACUGCUGGCCCAAACGCAGAGAGAAUUGGCACCUUCAGCCAGGUCACCUGUGCCUGUGAGUCUACCAUUUGGACUACACGGCCAACUGCGUAAAUCACAUGGCCUGAUUCUAAUAAUGCUAACUUUUUGUACCAGAGAUUGUUGGACAGUGGCAAGUUCUCAUCUAUGCUAAAGGUGUAUGUGGCAGCCAUUGCAGCACAUAGCACUGUAGGUGGCAUGGCUUUGGCAAAUAGUUGGGGAACUGCAUGCUCUGUCGAUAAGCUCACCUUGCAUAAGCACACCUUGUGGUCGAAUUCAGGAUUCCUGCCCAAGGUCAUAUCAUCCAACUUAGUGAAUUAGUAGAUUGACUUUGCAGCUUUCAUUGAAGUUGAACCUGCACAGUGUUCCUUGUUACACUCUACAGUACACCCCCUAAAGUAUCAUUUAGACCAGUUGGUGUCCAUUCUAUCAUCAAACAACACUGUUGAGGGAAGUGCCAUGGGGCUCUUUGUCUAAGCAGAGGCUGGGCCACUGGGUGGUGGAGAUCAUCAUUAAGGCUUGAAGUCCAGGCCCUACUCUAGCAUGCUGUUCUACAAGGAGCAUCAUCUCCUCAUGGGCAUCAUUUAGAGGCAUGUCGCUCCAGGAAGUGGCACUACUGAUUCUUGGGCAUCACCAGGCACUUUGUCCAGAUUGUACAACAUUAACAUCACUCUUCUCUCUGCACCUUUCUGGUUAGUCCAGUUCCUCAUUACACUGUGGCUUACAUUAUCUUAUUGAGUUUCACUGCCCCAGGCAGCUGGCCGAGAUUAAAUAGGAGGUUAGUUACAUAUGUAAUCAUAGUUCUUUGAAAAUUCAGUUUCUGACAAAUUAUACAUCAUUGCAUGACUUGCUUGGAAGGUCUCGGCAUGUGUAUGCAUGCACACAAGAAGGUGUCCAGGUGAUUCAUACCAUCCCUGGCAUUUAUCUAGGAUACAUAGAAACCAUUAAAUGUGUGAUUAGUAUUUUGUCUAUUACAUAAGUAGCUUUGUUUAGAUAGUAGAAAACAAAAUAUGGCUUAGUGGGUAGCAUGUUUGUCUCGCACCACCGGGGAUAGGGGUUUGAUUCCUGCCUCCACCCUGAGUGACCGGCAUUUGCAUGUUCUCUCUGUGCUUCAGGGGUUUCCACUGGGUACUCCAGGUUUCCUCCCCCAGUCCAAAGACAUAUGUCGUAGGCCGAUUGCCGUCUUUAAAUUGUAUGUGGUUUGUGAGUGUGUGUGCGAUUGUGCCCUGUGAUGGGUUGGCACCCCCUGCAGGGUGUCCCCUACUUUCAGCCUUGUGCCCUGAGUUGCCUGGGAUAGGCUCCGGGUUCCCUGUGACCCUGUGUAGGACAAGCGGCACAGAAAAUGGAUGGAUGGAUGGAUAUUGUACUACUGGUAUAUACUAAACUACUAUACUAUUGGUAUAUAAUAUAUGGGAAUGGCCUCAUAUAUUCAUAUUUGAAAUCUAUCAUAUUUAUAGAGAAUUUUUUGUACUUUCUCCAGUACAUACCCAGCCUUGGCUAAAAAUAUUGAUUAUAUGAAAAUGGUAAAUAGCUUUUUAUUUUAAUUUCUACGUUUCAAAAGUGAUUUAUAAUUGAUAAGAAUCCUGGUUUAGUGCUUAGUCCAUCCACAGGAUGGUGCUAUAUGCAAAGUUCAUGUGAAAUGGCCUUUAAUGUAUGACUAAGUCCACAAGAAGUCCAGCAGCAUUCUGGUGAGUUCAGUUCCUCUUUCUUUAUUUUUGUCCUAUUAGAAUUAGUUUGCUUCUUUAACAGUGUACUGAAUCUUAUUGUGUCUGUUCAUACUCUUUCUUUUAAAAUGUGUUUCUCUUGUGCAAAAUCAACCUGUAACCUUCUACACAUUUUGCAUCUCCACAGCCUGUUUGAGUGACUUUGUGCCUUAGAAGGAAAUGUUUCAUCACUUCUUGGUUCAUGCAGCUUUUCAGAGCAGCAGAUGGCUUCCACGAGACCAACGUCUGAAAUUCCAAAUAGUUCUUUUUAUUUUUGUGGUGCUUUUUCUGACACCCCAGGUUUACAUAUUGACAAGGCCAAAGUCUUCCCGCUACUGUGAAAAGCCGCUCUUGAACAACCUCAUAGCUCUCAUUGUGUUUUCAGUCAUGGCUACAGGCUUAGCGGUGACUCUUACUCUCACUGACCCUGUGCCCAAGAGUAUCAGGGCGGCUUAUCACACAUUCGGAGUGCUCUCAUUCACUCAGGGACUUUGUACCAUCAUUCUGACCUUCAAUUCUCCCCAGUGUGAGAAUACCACACCAGAGCUCUAUCUCUUUUCACUGGUACUUUCAUGGGCUUGUAUCAUAUCAACAGGAUUCUUCAUGAUAAGAGGUUGCCUUUGGAUGUUCCACAGAAUGUGUCCAAACUGAUUCAGAGAAACACUCGUCUAGGCUGGUCUGUCCGCCUCACUGCCUCGUGCAGCCCCAUGUAUUAUUCAGAAUCUCCUGUUGAGUUUGAGAUCAGUCUACAGCUGAGCUUGGUUAGCUCCUGUUACAACGAAUAUUGGUUUACAGUGCUGGCCAUAUGAACAAUCUAAAAAUGUGAAAUGACUUUCAUAAGCAAGCAAAGUAAAUCCUUCUGCAGAUUAGUACACUGUACACUGCAUGUAAAUGAAAUAUUUAAUCCAGAUAAAAUAUAUUUUGCACAAUUAUUAAUAAUUAUUCAUUAUGAUAACCAUGCAAAGUUGAAUAAAUUACACACUUAAUCUUGAAAUAUUUGCUGCAGUUGAACCUGUAUUCAAAUGUAAUCAUUUCUGUUGAAUGACGGACAAUCAUCCUUUAACAGUUAGAUCAAUUAAUAGCAAAGUUGAAAUAUCAGUCCCUCCAGGAUUAUAUGAUUUUUACAAUCACAGAAAUGAACACAAAAUCAAGCAAGCUCCACAAUAUUUGGAGGAGCUUGCAAUUAAAAAAUUAUUUUAAAAAAAAUUUUCUGCAGAUUUGGACCAAGACGUGUAAUGUGACGUCAUCACAACGCACAUUCAGUCAAAGCCCUCUUUGAUUCAAGUGCACUGAAAUUGUGCACAGUUAAACGGUCUCAUUUACAAACAUUUUGCCAGUUCAAGUAGUUUUCCUGCAAAAAAAACACAAAAAACAUCGCAAACCCUCAUCGUAAAUGUUUUAAAAAGCCACAGAAAAUCAAGCAUUUCUGGCCGCAAUAAUCACAAACGGACCAACAUAUGAUAGUCUUUGUUGACCCCUAAACCCCCAGCUCUUAAAAACCCUGUUCUUUUUUGCUCAGCACUUAUAUUUAAUACAUAAAGAAUGGCUUCACUCACUCACAUAAAAUAAAACUUUAUUUCACUCUUUAACAAAUCUUUUAUGUAGAGAAAGAGCGUGUGAAACUUACUGAGUGGAAUGGCACUAUACUGUAUAAUGCAUUUUUAUCAGUCCAAUUAUACAUUGUGAUUUAAACCAGGCCACAUUGUUUCAACUGCCAUUUAAAUGGAAACCAAUAUAAAAAAUCUCAUACACUUUAUAUCAGAUAUUCAAGUCAUUUUUAUGCAUGUGUCAAUGAAAACGAUACUCCAGUGUCAUCCCGCCUUCCCGGUGUUGUCCACAAAAAUGUUUCUCCACACAGAUGUGUGAUUUCAUAAUUGUUUUAAUGAAAUGGGGAGUCUGAAUGAACAUCACUGGGUUUGUGCCAAGCUUCUAAGAUUAAUAACUAUUACAAAAGAUAAGGCACUUCUUUUUCCUGAGGUAUUUUUUUGUAGUGGCACACUGUGACAAAUAUACAGUUUUGCAUAUUUCUGGAAUGUCUGACUGUGUGG
Messenger RNA from Ictalurus punctatus (channel catfish), 5924 nucleotides. RefSeq lists its product as uncharacterized. Bases 4057 to 4527 code for a protein of 156 amino acids. The record is from RefSeq and is a predicted model, not a curated record. Lineage: Eukaryota; Metazoa; Chordata; Actinopteri; Siluriformes; Ictaluridae. The transcript is spliced from 6 exons.